This is a messenger RNA of Pogoniulus pusillus (Red-fronted tinkerbird), 3008 nucleotides long. RefSeq names its product LIM zinc finger domain containing 1 (gene LIMS1). Gene Ontology annotation, biological process: positive regulation of integrin-mediated signaling pathway; positive regulation of substrate adhesion-dependent cell spreading; cell-cell adhesion. The transcript is spliced from 10 exons. Gene Ontology annotation, cellular component: cell-cell junction; cytoplasm; focal adhesion. The record is from RefSeq and is a predicted model, not a curated record. Bases 102 to 1190 code for a protein of 362 amino acids. Lineage: Eukaryota; Metazoa; Chordata; Aves; Piciformes; Lybiidae.
CUUGGCAGGCACGCUCCUCAGCAGCAACAUCUGGGAGAGGCGGAGGGGAGAGAAAUCCAACCCAAAGCCAAAACACCCCCCCACCCUCCAGGUAGAGAAAUAUGACGGCCUUGCAGCUGAAAGAGUUGUCACAGUCAGGUCUUUAUAGGAGGAGACGGGAUCGCCCUGAUAGCGUGGGACUGCCUGGGUCACACGAAGGGAAGCUGAGCAACAUGGCAAACGCACUUGCAAAUGCCAUCUGUGAGCACUGCAAGGGUGGUUUUGCCCCUGCCGAGAAAAUUGUCAACAGCAACGGUGAGCUGUACCAUGAGCAGUGCUUCGUCUGUGCCCAGUGCUUUCAGCAGUUUCCUGACGGGCUCUUCUAUGAGUUUGAAGGGAGGAAGUACUGUGAACAUGACUUUCAAAUGCUUUUUGCCCCAUGCUGCCAUCAGUGUGGCGAGUUCAUUAUUGGUCGUGUUAUUAAAGCCAUGAACAAUAGCUGGCAUCCUGAGUGCUUCUGCUGUGAUAUUUGCCAACAAGUAUUGGCUGAUAUUGGAUUUGUCAAGAAUGCUGGCAGACAUCUCUGCCGUCCUUGCCACAACAGGGAAAAAGCCAGAGGCCUAGGAAAGUACAUUUGCCAGAAGUGCCAUGCCAUUAUUGAUGAACAGCCUCUCAUAUUCAAAAAUGAUCCUUACCAUCCUGAUCAUUUCAACUGUGCAAACUGCGGGAAGGAACUUACUGCUGAUGCUCGUGAGUUGAAGGGAGAAUUAUACUGCUUGCCUUGCCAUGACAAAAUGGGUGUUCCUAUCUGUGGGGCAUGCAGAAGACCAAUUGAAGGCCGUGUGGUGAAUGCUAUGGGGAAACAGUGGCAUGUGGAGCAUUUUGUUUGUGCAAAAUGUGAAAAGCCAUUCCUGGGUCAUCGUCAUUAUGAAAGAAAAGGCUUGGCUUAUUGUGAAACCCACUACAAUCAGCUAUUUGGUGAUGUAUGCUUCCAUUGCAAUCGUGUGAUUGAAGGAGAUGUUGUGUCUGCUUUGAAUAAAGCAUGGUGUGUGAACUGCUUCGCUUGUUCAACCUGCAACACUAAGUUAACACUCAAGAACAAAUUUGUUGAGUUUGAUAUGAAGCCUGUCUGCAAAAAGUGUUAUGAGAAGUUUCCUCUGGAGCUGAAGAAAAGACUGAAGAAACUAGCUGAAACUUUGGGAAGGAAGUAAAGACUUCAUCUUCUCUCCACUACCUUUGUGAAAAUCUUACUUAUAUUACUUGGCUGUGGUUUUAUGAUGCAUGCCAUGUCUCAAAUUGAAGUAUCUGAAGAUUCUCAGUUCUCUAUACCUGUAUGCUUAAUUUUUGGUAACUAGACCAUACUUCCAAAUUAAACUAAACACCAGGUCCCCUGAAAGAUUUCACCGAUAAUGCAGUUGAGCCUGUGCAGGUGACUCAUUCUGCACUCAUCUCUGUUGAGUUUUACAGAGAGGAAAUGUGCUUGUGAAUGCCUGUGAAAGCAAACUGGGCAAAUGUGUUCAGCUAUAGGGGCAUGCAUUGUCAUUUAUAGUAAUGAAACUGUUAACCUUCAUGUUAAGCAUGCAUGCGAAAUUUAGCCUAGUCAAGUGAAAUGGGGGAAAAAAAAGCAACAUACUUUGCCUCAUGGGAAAAAUUCAUGCUUGGAUUUCCUGCCAAUUCAUCUCAUUAAGGAGCCUUGUUUUCCAUAGUUCGAAGAGUUUCAGAUAUCUAGAGUCACUGCAGAAAUGAUCUCCUUCCGAUAGAUUAUGCUUACGUGAUGAAUCAUUGUACAUCAGGAUUAGCAUCAAAUACCUACAUAGAAUCAUAGAAUAGUUUAAGUUGGAAGGGACCUCAAAGAUCAUCAGUUCCAACCCCCUGCCAUAGGCAGGGAUGCCUCCCACUAGAACAGGUUUCUCAAGGCUUCAUCCAACAUGGCCUUGAACACCUCCAGGGAGGGAGUAUCCACAGCCUCCCUGGGAAACCUGUUCCAGUGUCUCACCACCUUCACUGUAAAGAACUUCUUCCUAACAUCUAGUCUGAAUCUCCCCUCUUCCAGUUUAAACCCAUUACCUGUCAUUACAAGACCUUGUAAAUAGUUCCCCCCCAGCCUUCCUGUAGGCCCCCUUCAGAUACUGGAAGGCUACUAUAAGGUCUCAUCAAAGCCUCUUCUCCAGGCUGAAGAGCCCCAACUCUUGUAGCCUGUCCUCAAUGGAGAGUUGCUCCAGCCCUCUGAUCUUCGUGGCCCUCCUCUGGACUUGCUCCAACAGUUUGAUGUCCUUCUUGUGUUGGGGGCUCCAGAACUACAUAAAGUAUGUAUUCCUGCUGCAAGAAAUGAGCAUACUCAAGAACUACUUGAAUUUUGCUAUAUAACACAUUAACUUUUAUAUAUGCUUUUGCAAUCUAUUUACUUUUUGUGCCUUACUCUGCCAAACCAUACAUAACAGUGUUCCAUUAUAUAUAUAUAUAUAUAUAUAGUUUUAUUUUUUAUUUCAUAUUUUAUGCAGAAACUAAAUACAAUACUUAACAUACUUGCCUUAAUUAUAAAGGAUGCAAGAAGUGUUUUGUCUCAAACGUGAACACCUGAGCUUAAAAUUUAUCUUCUAGACUUCCUUAGUUUUCAGAAUACUGAAAAUGAGUACUUCAGUUAACUAGCAAUAUUGCUUUUACACCUAUGAGUGUAAAUGGACAAGGUUUGAUCCUGCUAGGAUCUAUUUCUUGAGCCAUCCACAAGAACUGAGCUCACAAAUUAUCUGAAUUCCUUAUAUAUUUAGUUUUUUUAUACUAUUGACUUCUCUCCAUGCAAAUCUGGGUGUAUUUUUUCCUUUCUUAUAGAAAAUACAGUUACUUAGAACUUUUUGAUGGUACUAUAUGACAAUGUAUGCAAACCUUUUUUUAAUUAUUUUUUAUAUUAGUGACUUAAACUUUAUGUAAUUACAUGAUAGGAAGUAAAACUUUUUUUCUGUUUCUGAAAGAUCAUUGCUUUGAAGUGUCUGCUUUCCAGUGUCAUCAAUAAAGGCUAUUUAAACCUCUUA